Molecule: messenger RNA, 5495 nt
Organism: Aphis gossypii (cotton aphid)
Lineage: Eukaryota; Metazoa; Arthropoda; Insecta; Hemiptera; Aphididae
Gene: eys
Product: protein eyes shut
Exons: 23
Coding region: 356-5173 (1605 amino acids)
Biological process (GO): heterophilic cell-cell adhesion; establishment or maintenance of epithelial cell apical/basal polarity
Cellular component (GO): plasma membrane; protein-containing complex
Molecular function (GO): calcium ion binding
Source: RefSeq, a predicted model, not a curated record
AAGCCGCGUCACGGGGUGGAUUUCUGACAUAAAGUGAAGGACGCAUACAGUAAAUCGGCGUACGUUUAUCGUGUAUUUCCGGUAUUCGUUUUGCUUAUGACGUUUAAAUCAUUCUCGACUAUACGCCAUACGGACAUUACAAAAACACACAUCAAUCGUCUUAAUAAACAAGCAAUCGGAGUAGGUACUCAGCUGUAAAAUUCUGGUGCUGUGUAAAAGCCGGUUGGCGAGUGCUAGCUGAGAACUGACGAGAACAAAACAGCAUCUACUGCCUUCAAGUAUCGCAGUGCUCGGUGCUGGUGUACGACUGUGUCCCAGCACUCUCAUAUCGGCUGAUCCUGUACGGAAAUGCUAAAUGCCACCGACUCGUUUGCCUGUUGUGUCGGUCAUCGUCGUAGCGUUCGCGAUGACCGCGUCAUUGUUAUCAUCUGCCCCGGGUGCGGCGCGUUCUGGUUUCGCUUGCCUGAGCAGUCCUUGCGUACACGGCGUAUGCGUUGAUCAGCCUAACAGCUCAUACACAUGUUAUUGUAUUGAUGGUUAUACGGGUGUCCGAUGUCAGACCAACUGGGACGAAUGCUGGUCUUCUCCUUGUCUCAAUGGAGGAUUGUGUCUCGAUGGUAUAGCUGAUUACAAUUGUUCGUGUCCUGAAGGCUAUGCAGGACAUGACUGUGAACUCAACGUUAACGAAUGUCUGUCAAAUCCGUGCCAAAAUAACGGAACGUGUUUGGAUUUCACCAAUGGAUUCACGUGUCAAUGUUCCGCCGGCUACUCUGGGAUAAAUUGUGAAAUCGACUUGGCAGUGUGCAAUUCAACAGGUGAAAUACUAUGUAAGAACGGUGGCGAGUGCAUUGAAGGUCCCGGCGUGUCUUUUUCGUGUAACUGCUCGCCAGGGUGGAGUGGAUGGACUUGUGAGGACGAAAUCGACCAGUGUGACUCUCGUCCGUGUAAAAACGGCGGCCUGUGCAUCAAUAGGCAGACAACGUAUUCGUGUGCCUGUCUUUUUGGUUACACGGGUCGCGACUGUGACGUAGCACUACGUCUAUGCGAAGAACACGAGUGCCAAAAUCACGCUCUUUGCUUAGUCGAGGACCAGACAUCGGUUUGUUACUGUGUCCCGGACUAUCAUGGAAAAUACUGCCAAUAUCAAUACGACGAGUGUCAACUAGGAAUAAGAUGUGACAACGGCGGGACGUGUGUGGACGGCGUGGACGGUUAUACGUGCACGUGUCCGAAAGGACUGACGGGCCAGUCGUGCGAGUGCGCGUUCCUGGACGACCACACGGCCAACUGCACCGGCGUCGUGGUGCCGUAUUACACGACCAGCGGCGGCGCCGAGGAAACGACGACCGUCGCCACCGCUGCAGUGACGAUCACCGCUCCGGCCACCCGGAUGGACGGCCGCGACUAUCCGACGUCGUUCGAGACCACGUUCGGGACGACGACGUCGCCGUCAGACGGCAACACCGGUUACUUCAGUAUUUUCGUGACCGGCACCACGCCCGCGGAGGACCGCCGCCCGGAGGUCACGUCCACCGAACUGGCGCCCGAGCCACAGCCGUACACCGCCCACACGGACGAUGCGGACGCGGGCGACGGCGCGUACGACACGACCGCGACACAGUUGACCGACACGGUCCGUCCGGCUACCGAUCGGAUGUCGUCGCCCGACAGCGUCCCCGACCCGGACACCACGACCGUCGACUACGACGGACCGACCGACGCUUACGAGUACGACGCGCCCGCCGCCGACGCGGCCGAUCGAAGGUCGACCACUACCACCACCACCACCACCACCACGACCAGCACCACCAGCACCACCACCACUGCAGCGGCUGUGGCCAGUCGACCGGCCACCGGCGUCUCGACGGACGCAACAAGCGCCGCGGCGGAUAGACCGAAAUCGACGAUCACCGCUACCACCGCCGCCGCGCAGUCCGCCAGAUCGACGAUCAGUUAUCGGCAAUCCGUGGUCACCGAUCGAGACUCCGGUACGUCGUUCACCGCUUUCUACGACGAAAUGUCCACGGAUUUCGAUUACAACUUCACCAGCUUCGCAGUUCCGGUCACCGAUCGUGGUCCCAGUGUUCUGGACCGCAGUUGCGCCAACUUUUUGUGUUUGAACGGAGGACGAUGCGAAAAAUCCAAAACGGGACACAAAUGCAAAUGUACGUUUGGGUGGAAAGGUGAAAUAUGUAGUGAGAAAAUCGAUAUCAAGGUAUCUGCGUUUACAGGACAAUCGUUUCUCAGCCAUCGACUCUCUAACCGUUCUGGUGCUGAAAUAUCAAUGGAAAUACGAACCUUAGCACCAAAUGGAAUUUUAUUUUACGCGCAAGUCACUACGCACAUGUACAUGUGUCUCUAUUUACAGGAUGGUCUUUUAAAGUUUCAAUUCUCAUGUGGCGUACAGACAAUGUUAUUUAGUGAAACCAGAUACCGAGUGAAUACGGGUCAUCGUCUAUUGCUGACAGCCGCAUUGGAGCAUUCCAUGUCACAUUCUAUGUCUGAUCACUGCAAGGCAUCACUUAGAGUCAACGAAACGUUGGCCAUGAGCGGUGAACAGGCGGCAGAUACGGCACCAGAGAAGGCGAAAAAAGUGGCACUGUUAUAUUUGGGUGGACUUCCGGCUGGCCAAAACGCUACAGCCGAACUUCCUGUUGCAGUAGGAAUCACUGGUUGCAUAUCGCGUCUACAAAUUGACGAAGUUGUUCACAACGUAUACGAAAAUGCCACCGACGGGUAUGGCGUGAUCGAAUGCGCUUCGCUGACAUGCUUAUCUAGCCCCUGUCAAAGCUAUGCAACAUGUGUAGAGUUUGGAGACUCAUGGAACUGCCUGUGUCCUUCUGGCUUUGUCGGGAAGAAUUGCGAGCGGUCAGUGUGUGAAAACAAUCCAUGUAAAUUUGGCGCCACGUGUGUUAUUUACCCCGGAAGUGGAUUCAUUUGUUUAUGCCCACUUGGAAAACAUGGAAUGUAUUGUGAGCAUGAUCUUGAAAUUGGAGAACCGUUUUUCCCGGGCAGUGUUAGCGGACUCUCGUCGUUCGCCGCAUACUCUAUACCGGCUGAGAUCCAUCAAAGUUUCGAGCUGUCAAUGCAUUUCGUGCCGAAUUUUAUGGACCAAAUCGCUCUAAUGAUGUACAUAGGUCACGACGCAUCCACCGAUCACGUAGCCUUAAGUUUUAUUAAGGGAUACAUUGUGCUAACGUGGAAUCUGGGUGCCGGCGCCAGAAGGAUUUUUACACCAAAGCCAAUAAACUUUCAGCCGAAAAAGGCGCACGUCGUAAAAUUGGGCCGAGACGGAAGAACCGCGUGGCUCAUGGUAGACAAUUUCCCGAACGUCACCGGCCAAUCAGUCGGACGCCUCUCUCAACUUAACACCAAACCCGUGUUAUACCUCGGCGGCCACGAGUCUCCUGGAAUGGCCGAUCUGCCACACGACUUGCCGUUGCACACUGGCUUCGUUGGAUGCAUGAGUGAGGUGAAGUUAAAAGCUGGUCAUGUAACUGUUCCGUUGAGUCUGUCACGUGCAUAUUCCACAGUAAAUACUGGUAGAUCCGUGUCCCAAUGCUCGACUAACGAAUGUUAUAGAAACAACAUAUGUCAACACAACGGUGCGUGCAUUCAACACGGUUCUUCGUUAGCGUGCGUGUGCGACGAUGGAUGGUACGGUCCUGUGUGUUCGCACCGUUACAAUGCGUGUGACGCGAACCGACAUAACUGCUCGGACGGGUCGACGUGCGUACCGGUAGGCGAAGGAUACGAGUGUGACUGUCCGGCGGGCAGGACCGGCAAAUACUGUGGCCGGGAAGAGCGGCUGUCCGACGUCCGGUUCCUGGGCAAGCGGUCUUUCCUGUCGGUGUCUGCGGCCGCAGAGCUCAAUAUGCAGCAGUUCAGUGUCGAGCUCGAAAUAAAACCGUCCGGCGAACACGGCAUAGUGUUUUUCGUGAGACACGACGCGGCGCGCAAGAAGUUCAUGUGCCUGUCACUGUACGGCGGCGUGCUGGAAUUAAGGAUCUCCGUUCGAGUGGGUGAAACGAAACGUCAAGACGAUGUACUGGUGGUCCGUAGCGGUCGAGUAUUGACGCUGUCAGAAUGGCAUAGCGUUAGAGUGGGUCGGUAUCGUCGCAAACUGUACCUGUGGGUCGACGGAAUGGUCAACUACGCCGUCUUGCAGCCGUCGGAGGGUAUUUCGAACUUUGACAAUCUUAUAUACUUCGGUGGUUUGCCAGAUCUGUCCCGCAUGCCACCCGGUUCCACGGCCGGACUUCCGGUUCCAUUCGCCGGAUGCAUACGCAGACUGUCGAUCGACUACGAGACGAUACCACUCAAUUAUUCAUCGAUCGCUGCUGGCAGGAACAUAGCUGAUUGCGAUGGGACGCCAUGCGGCGGCGACUUGUGCCAUCACGGUGGUAGCUGUUGGUUGGACAUGGACAUGAAACCGCACUGCCAUUGCCUUCAGGAAUUCACCGGAGAUUCGUGUAACAAACAAGCUCCAUGCACUGAAUUCAAAUGCCAGAACAAAGGCCACUGUGUAAGUGAAAGCGGCAACACGUCCUUUGUAUGUAAAUGUCCACCUGGCUGGGAUGGCCCGUUCUGUACAAAAGAGCUUCCAACUGGUCCACCAUUAUUCAAAGGACAUGGAUAUUUAGUUCUUAGUAAAUUGUCCUCAUUAACUAAAAGAGAAGGUAAUGAUGAAGCAACAGUGGAUAAUGAAACACAAUUCAUAAGUGUAAACUUUUCAACAGUAUAUAACAACGGAUUGUUAAUUUGGACAUCACAGGAAGAGUGGUACAUGGGCUUAGGAAUAAUAAAUGGAUUAAUGACAGUGACAUGGGCGCAGAAUUAUAAAAGACCCAAUAAACUAACAGCCCCAAUGUCCAACAUAACCAAUAGUGAAUGGCAUACGGUGAGGUUGAAUGUCACAAAAUCAGAUAUUACAUUAGAAUUAGAUGAUUGGAUAUCAGAUCCAUAUAACCACAACAUAGAUUCGUUUGAUUUGAACAAUAACAUAAUUUAUUUAGGAGGUGUUCCAGAAGAGAAAUUUUUCUUAAAUGAUAAACAAGAGUUAUUUAAAAACAAUUUUCGAGGAUGUAUUGAACAACUGACUGUUCAAGAAAAUGUUAUAACUGAUUUUAAACACUACGAGAGCGUAAAUGUAGAUGUGUGUGAUACAUGGUGAAAUAAUGUCAGUUAUACAAAUGUGAGCAAAAUAAUCAAUUCUAAAGAGUUCAAUUUCAAUCAGUCAAUCAAUCAAUAUACUUAUGAUUAUUAUUAAUAUGUAUUUAUGUUUUUUGUGUAUUGUCAAAUUUUAAAUGAUAUCUUUUCUUAUCUUCAGUAGUGAUUUCUGUUGGAGCUCCAGUCAAGAGAUCUUUUCCCUCAAAAGUUUUAGGAAAAGCAAUAACAUCACGAAUGCUAUUUGUGUUACACAAAAUUGAUAGUAAUCUAUCAACACCUAAAAAAUCAAAAUAUAAGAUAAGAUAAAAUGUAUUGAUCAAUUAAUA